Molecule: messenger RNA, 2333 nt
Organism: Mugil cephalus (flathead mullet)
Lineage: Eukaryota; Metazoa; Chordata; Actinopteri; Mugiliformes; Mugilidae
Exons: 8
Coding region: 873-2195 (440 amino acids)
Source: RefSeq, a predicted model, not a curated record
UUUGCUGGUACAUUUUUCAUUUUUUCCAGUUUUUUGUCUGCAAAUGCAGAUAAUGCAAAAACCUGGAAAAUUAUCAAAAAACAUUUAAAUGCAUAGCAGUGACUUCCUUAGUAACUAUCUGCGCAUGCUGGUAUGAAGGGCUCAUAGGCGUGCCUGACUAUAAGUGCAGGUGUAAGCGCAUCUACUGAAAAAACAGCAAAAAUGUCCAAACAUUUCCUUCUUUCUUUGUGCUGAUUUAUUCAAGACACAGUAACUUGUUUCCCCAAACUGAGAAGAACAAUACUCGACCUUCACACUACACUCCAUAUCUUGGUUAAAAACUGCAUGGCUUCCCCAGUGUGUGCACCUGGGCUCAUUAACCCACCUGACUGUAUAGACAGAAAAUCAUAAGCUUAAACAUACUGUCACCUACUGGCACAAAUGGGAAAAACACCCACAAGAAACAAAGAAAAUGAAGAAUCUGACUCCUACAGCAUUUGUGAAUCUAAAAACUGCACCUUCAGAUCUUCAGUUUGAAAUGUUGUAAUUUAAGUGCUUUAAAGGAUCAUUGAAAUGUGUCUCAGGCAACGUGGCUCGUGGGGCUGAAGUGGGAGUUUAUGUCAAAAAGGUAAAAGUAAAUUUGAUUUAACUGAUCAUCACCAGGUCUCAGUGAUAUAGAAUGAGCCAGCGUCAUCACAGUGCAACAUUCCAUAGAAACGUUCCGUGCCCGCUGUGACUUGAAUUCUAAAUUCUGGUAAAGUUCCUUCCAAGUGGUCAGCUGUUCACUUUCUCCUGGACACUUCACUGCGAACAUACGCAAGAAAGCCUCCCUUGAUAAGAGAAAACAGUGUUAGCUUACUGAACCGUCGGUAAACGCUAUAACUGCCAAAGAGAUGGAUAUUUCCUUUGAGCAAGCUAUGGAAGACAUUACAUGGGAAGAGGUGGUUGCCACGAUCCAUUCGAUGGCUGAGGAUUUGUUGGAGGUCACACCCAGCAACCCUCCACCUGCAUCCCAGCGUACCGAACAAGAUGUCUGCACCCAACCGGGAGCAGCUCCAUGCGGCUCUCGUAAAUUGGUGGCUGCUCCUGCACUGGACGUUGGGCAAUCAGUGCCCAUCGCCCACCAAGGGCCACCCACUCCCAUGCAGGCUGGUUUCACCCCUGCGGACUAUGCUGCACCUUCAGUGGUGUCAAAUGAGCAUGCGGAACAAACAAUGAAUGAAAUGGAAAAGGUGGAAGACACUUUCCUGAUGUAUAUUGAUGAGGACACACAGGACUACUGUACACCUGCACCUCCACCUUCAGUGGCGUCAACUGCAGUUUCUGAGCACGCUGCAGUAGAGGUGGAAGUGAAAAACACGAUGGCCACUCUCUGGUCUUUUGCUGAAGACUCACUCCCACACACAGCACCACCACCAUAUCCACUGCCUCCUGUGAACUCUGCUCCACCUUCAGACACUGCAGUUCCUCAGCACACUGGAAGGGAGGACCGAGGGGAAAGGGGGAUUGCCGCUCCCCAGUUGACUGAGGGCAUUUCAGGAGAGUCACCCAAGUACCCUCCUCCUGCGUCUCCACCUUCCUUUGUCCAGCAUCAGCCAGUGAAGGUCCAGGCUUUUCGUGGAGUGAAUGCUGGGCAGUGUGCACGCCUUUCGACGGUGGUCUCAACCACAGGUCCUGAGUGUGCUGUGAAGGAUGUGGGAUGGAAAACUGGGAUUUUCACACCCGAACAUCUUCCUCCUGAGUCUUCAGCUUCUUCUGCUCCUCUGACUGUUUUUGGUCCAACAGUCAGCACCUGGUCUGGUUUCACACCCUCACACUCUGCUGCACCGUCAGUGGUGUCAAGGAAGAGAAAGAGCAUGAACCAGGAAGAGAGUGGUCCAUACGUGAUGAAGUCACAAAACACUUCUGUGAAGGAGGAGAGGCCUCACGUUGCAGCAGCCGCACUGGACAUCAGCGACAGCGUGGAACCAAACAUUGGCCUGUAUGUUCCGCAAAGAGCCAAGAGGCAGCGUGUGACACCGGCACAGAUGGCUCAGAUGGAGCCUCUAACGUCACAGUUUGUCCUGACUCUUCCUUACGCUGCCAUUCCAGUGACUACGUGUUGCAUCUUUCACCAACCCCAAGUCCAGUACUACAGCCAGUAUUACGGCCAGUACUACAGCCAGUACUACGACCAGUACUAUGACCAGUACUACAACCUUUAUUACAACCAGUAGUACGGCCUCUAUUAAACAUGCUAACUGACUAAGUUGUUUCUAUUUAACAUGUAGUCAUUAUCAUUUUCACAUAUCGUGUCCAAGCUUUAAGGCUUGAAUGUCAUUGUUAUGAAGAUUAAAUAAAUGCAAUUGACCUUA